Messenger RNA from [Torrubiella] hemipterigena, 1494 nucleotides. The record is from the annotation of a GenBank genome assembly. NCBI's taxonomy places the organism in Eukaryota, Fungi, Ascomycota, Sordariomycetes, Hypocreales, Clavicipitaceae.
AUGGCUCAGUAUAUCAGAGCGACGCUGCUACUCGGCGCGCUCUCUGUCGCCCAGGCGAAAACUUAUGGCUACAUCACUGAGGUCGAAAACUACUCACUGCUGGCUCCCUGCGCCGCCAGCGCCAUCAAUUACAACUUCGAUCGACAGACGUACUCGACAAAUUGCGGCGACGAUGUGGGCAAGCUGCAGCCGUGCAUUUGCACAAACUCGACAAACUUGGCCGCUUUGACUUCGACCGUGUACGCUGAUCUCUUUUCUAGCUGCGGUGAGGGUGCGACUGAAGAUCGCAACAGCGCCUCUACAGUCAUGGACCAGUACUGCAACCCGAACAAGGCUGCAACGUUUGCGACGCCCACCACGAAUGUUGUCAAUGUGUAUCCCCUAGAGAUUCCUCAGAUCACAUAUUUGCCGUCUUGCGCGCAAUCCGGUAUAUCUGGAGCGGCAGCUAACGUGUACUCAAUCUGUCCCACAGCAGCUAGUCUGUGGGCUUCUUGCGCCUGUAGCAAGUCUGGUGUUGUUGAACCACUGACUUCGAUCAUUGGCAAAUCUGUGCGAUCAUCUUGCUCCAACGGUGACGACGUGACUGCUGCUCUCAACUUCUUCUCCGAAUACUGCGACAUGGGCAAAGGCAAGACUACGUUUGUGCCUCCUCCAGGACCACCAGGAGAUAUGACAUAUUACAUCACUGGUCUGUCGCAAUACGUUAGCUUAAGAGACUGUGCCAAGAGUGGUGUCUCCGAGGCCGUCUUCACACAAACAAACUGGAAGUGCGGCAAAGGACCCCAAGCACUAGCUUCAUGCGUGUGUCUUAAGCAGGGCAUGUCGCUGUCUGUCUCCUCAGAUCUUACUGCCAGCGUCAAGGGCUACUGCAGCAGCACCGCUGCCGCCGAUGUGAGCUCGGCUUUGGCCCUCUUCGAAUUUUACUGCAGCGCCGCCGCCAAGAAGGUGGUAGCCACAGCGUUGGAAUCGAUUUCGGAAACUCGUGCAACCGGUAUUUCUCAGACGGGAUCACGACCCUUGGGUCCUGGUCAGACGAAUGGCAGUUCCCCGGAUGGUUCGACUGGUGGAGGCGGCGGUGGCGGCCUGUCGCGAGGAGCCGUCAUUGCCAUUGCUGUAUUGGCUAGCCUUGUUGGCAUUGGUAUAUUCUUGGCUAUUUUCUUCGUCGUUCGUCGCCGUCAUCAGAAAGCUGCGGCCGAGACACAGGCCAAUGACAACACAGCUUUCGGCGACGCCACGAAGCCUGUGGAUGGGCCGACUCCCACGCAAUCGCCUUGGUCAGAGUUGGACUCACGUCAUGAAGCCGUGCCUCCAGCAAAUGAAAUGGCGGUGACUAAUCAUGGCCAAGGUACAAUGACACCCAUGCAUGAGGCAGCUUCCAGCAUGGUUGCCCAACCACCUCCAAGUGGCAACUACAACGACGGCCAAGGUUGGAACUUUGGUCAAGGCACAGCGCACGAAAUGGACGCUGGUACCCGCCAUCCCAAUAAUGCUUAG